This is a messenger RNA of Cyclopterus lumpus (lumpfish), 2794 nucleotides long. It is a transcript of the gene sypl2a, whose product is annotated as synaptophysin-like 2a. Lineage: Eukaryota; Metazoa; Chordata; Actinopteri; Perciformes; Cyclopteridae. Gene Ontology annotation, cellular component: synaptic vesicle membrane; synaptic vesicle. Bases 204 to 923 code for a protein of 239 amino acids. The transcript has 7 exons. The record is from RefSeq and is a predicted model, not a curated record.
UUCAGUUGUACAGAGUUUGACACUAGUCUUAUCAGUUGCCUGGCUGCCUGUUACUCUUCCGCCUGUUGAUAGUCAGUAGCCGUUGUGUUGUUUGCCGCCUUUCGAAUGCAAACUGAGUAACUUUACAUUUGCUCUACAACGAAACGGACAACUUACGGAGGGAACCCCAAACUGCUUUCUCACGUCAGUUGUUGUACGCCUCAAUGGACACUGUUCAGAAAUUGAAGGCUGGCUUUUCCUUGGACCUGGGACCAUUGAAAGAACCUCUAGGAGUUAUUCGUGUCUUAGAAUUGGUGUGGGUCUUCACCAUCUUUGCCUUUGCCACCACUGGAGGUUACUAUGGGUCAACCCACUUCAAGAUCAAAUGUCCAGGAGGCGUUGAUCAGCAUACAGAUCCUGUGUUUGGCUACCCGUUCAGGUUGCCAGCGAACCCGUAUCAGAUAACGUUAUGCAACAAAAGUCGAUCCAAUGAGACCUUCCUGCAGGGCGACUUCUCCUCCUCGGCAGAGUUCUUUGUGUGCGUCGGCGUGUUUGGGUUCCUUUAUUGCACCGCCACACUGAUCCUCUACCUGGGCUACCAGAACGUCUACCGCCAGACCAGCCGUGGUCCAAUCAUCGACCUGGUGGUGACCGCUGCCUUUGCCUUCCUGUGGCUUGUGUGCUCCUCAGCCUGGGGCAAAGGCCUGACUGAUGUCAAAUGGGCCACUAACCCAGACCAACUAAUCCUGACCCCGUCAUGCAAGGACAUCUGUGAGGCCGGAGAGUUCCCUUCCAUGGGCCGCCUCAAUGCCUCAGUGAUAUUUGGCUUUUUGAACAUGAUCCUGUGGGCCAGUAACUGCUGGUUCAUUUACAAGGAGACUCCUUUCCACAAGGACCCCAACCCACCGGCCACCAUGGAGGAAGGAGGGGCCCCCGAGCCCUAGCCACAUGAGGGUCCUCAAGCAUUGCCUCUGUGCCCACAGCAGAACCGCUUUGUGCCCAACACUGGUCUCUGAUGUUAACCUGCAGAAAUGGAAACAAAUGGAAGGCUAUUGUCCUAAAUCCUCCCCUAUACCUCCCGACGCGUGUCAGAGCUGUAUUACAGUUAUGGGUCUUUAGCUCAAGUUAACUUGGUCCCUACUGACAAUAAGCAACCACAAGUCAUUUUUUAUUUUUUCUCCUAAAUCUGUCAUCGCUGUUUGUAUUUGGUGUUCAUGUCUGCAGUGCAUUUGCUUCCACAUUAGCACUCUGUUCUCCCUUUAUAUCCGGCCCUUCAGGAGCCAUUUAAUGAUGGACCUGUGAUGUAAGAACCCAGAGUCUCUACUGGUCUCCAGCCAGGGAGAAGCCAAAUGAUUUACAGAAGCUGAGAGCAAACAGCCCUCACAUUCAAUAAAGCAAGUGUUGCUAUGAGAAACACAAUCCAUUUUUUUAGGUGGGAGCAAAUGCACUCAGAGGUUCUGAGCAGAAGUCCUUCUUCUGUUAUUUAAUCUGCAAGUGGCUGGCUACAGUACAGAUUCCAAGUACUGUAACGCUAAACAUUUCAAUCACUUCACUUUCAAAAGAUGUGUUGAACGCUUUUUUUUCUUCUUUUUUCCCAAGAUAGCCGAGCCAAGCUGUACAAUUGGACUGCGGCAUGUGUUCUCUUCUUUUCUGAGCCCCGCCCUCUGAGGCACCAAGCCGUCUCACGGUUCAAUUAACCUCCGCGCCAUUUCCCCAUCAGUGAUCUACCGACGCUCACAUAUACUUUAAGACCCCAUGGGGGUUUCAGUUUCAGCAAACUUUGGUUUUCGUGUGCUUAAAAAGAAUACACACUAAGUAAAAUGGAAAAACACACACUACGAUAUACUGUACUCUAAGUGGGGAAGCAGAGACUUUUCUUUCACUAUUGUAAUUGUGGGUGAUGCUUCAGGUUGGCUUUGACAGCGUUUAUCUUCAGCCUGUAUCCAGAAGCAGGCUGGUUCCCAACAACGUUUACUCCAGUUGCUGUUGUACUUCACAGACGUCAGGCCAGCCAGGUUUAGUUCUUGUUUAAUUCAAAUUGUUACAUUUACACUACUCAACACUACGUCUCAUUCUGGUUUAAAAGAAAGGUGACAUUAUUUAUAUACAGGUCUAAUGCAUUUUUUAUCUACACUAAUUAGUCCGUUGCAUAUUUUUAAAACCAAUGUUGGGUUUCUGUUAUUUCCCAAUGGAAAUGUUUCAGUGUGCAACUUCUCUUUGAUUAUUAUUAAUUUCUUUUGGGAAGUCCGGUUUUCUGUUAAAUGUGUUGUACCACUGAGUAGCCUCAGGCCUAAUCGUAUGAUGAUGAUGAUGAUGAUAAAUAGUUGAAGUAACAAAAGAUUUAUGUAAUCUUGCUGUAUUUCUUAAUGACUACUGCCCAUGGUUGUGCUCUACAUGUAACUUAACAGCCACAUGAGAAGGCUUUGUGUUGAACUACAGUCACUCUUUGUCAGCACAUUGAUUAUUUGCUUUGCACUAAGAGGAUCUAAUGCACUCUACUAAGUUCCACUUUUGAGUUAUUGGCCCACCUGUGCAGCUUUUCCGUUUCAUCGCUGAAGCCUCUGUAGGGAGGCGACGUUUGAGUCACUGUCGGUAAAUAAGUUUGUUUUACACAUUGUAUUAAAAAUCAAACACAUAUUUCUUAAGAUGCUUUAUCAUUUUUAAAAGAUAAUUCUUAGUUAAAUUAGAGCACAGUAAUAAGUGGGAUAUUUAGGUAAUGCCUUGACAUUGGACUUCAUGUGUCUGAUGCCUUUUUUUGUACAAAAGAAAACAAUGGUUUAACUGUACUGACGAGUGUAAAACAAGAGUGCUGUAA